Messenger RNA from Hypanus sabinus (Atlantic stingray), 3018 nucleotides. RefSeq names its product fidgetin-like 1 (gene fignl1). The record is from RefSeq and is a predicted model, not a curated record. The transcript is spliced from 2 exons. NCBI's taxonomy places the organism in Eukaryota, Metazoa, Chordata, Chondrichthyes, Myliobatiformes, Dasyatidae. Bases 60 to 2210 code for a protein of 716 amino acids. Gene Ontology annotation, molecular function: ATP hydrolysis activity; microtubule severing ATPase activity; ATP binding.
CGGCGCGCGUUGCGGAGGGCGGGCGGCUGCGGAGCCAAGGGUGAAGGUGGUUUGGUAACAUGCAGUCUCAUGAUGCACUGCACCUCAGUGAAUGGCAGAAGCAUUAUUUCAAUAUAAUAUCCACUGAUUGCACCACUGGACAGAAGGCAGAUGCUUAUCGUGGGCAUCUAAUGCAGUUGCAAUAUGCAUGGGCAAAUGCUGACAUCUCGGAACAGUGUACUGCUAGCAUAUUUAGGAGAUGUACUGAAAAGUAUGCGGCCAUUAUUGACUCAGACAAUACAGAAAUUGGGUUGAAUAAUUAUGCUGACAGUGCUCUGAGUUUAUCAAAGUGUCAGAGAAGUGAAGGUAGCCGGUGGCAGUCGUCUUUGACAACAGACAAUGUUUGCAAAUUAAAAUGUGUUCAAGAGAUGUUUAAGUCCUGCAAUAAAACGAGGGAUCUGCUAAUAUCAGCAGCUGAUGUUUCAACUGUGGUUGGGAAAAUUAAUCACAAGUCAAAUUCAGACCAUCAUAAAAUGGAAACUAUAUCUUCCACUGAUACAGAGUCUUCGGUAUCUAAAAUGUUUAUUUCACCUGCUGAAGUGCCUUCACAAAAUAUAAUUGGAAAUAAUUUUUCAAAUACUUCAUCCACAAUUACUGCCUUUGCAGGAAUGAAAAAGGUGCAAAAUCCAUUGAUUGCUAAUCUGGGGAAUGAUGAGAUGAAUGCUUUAGGUUCCUCAAGCACUUCCACAUUAGCCUCUUCUGAAAGUAUCCACAAUAGUCCCAUGCUGAAACUAAGCAAAGUGACAAAUUGUUCUGGACCUUUGGCAAGUCAGAAAGGCACUGUUUCUGAACAGUGUUUGACUCUUGAUAACAAAUCGCCCCCUGUACCAUCUAGCACUACAUCAAAAAGGAAGUCGUCCUCUUUAUCUAGCAGUGGAUGCAAUGAUUCAUAUAAUUACAUGUCAUAUGGACAUUUUCAAAAUCAAAGUUGGACCAAUAUUAAUCAAAAAAGUUUUGACAGCACGACCAAGAGCAUGAGAAGUGAUGCCUGUGCCACUGAUGAGAGAUGCAUGGUUACUUUUAAAACUGCUAAAGAGCAACUGCAUGUUGAACAAUUGAAAAAAUGUGUCAAUCCACCUCAACGGCUGCCUUUAACAACAGCAACAACAAACAAUAGCUUAAAGAAAUCACUGGGCACGGUCAGGUCUCGUGGUUUGUUUGGCAAAUUUGUUUCUCCAGUUGCAAAGCAGGAUAACAGUGAUGAAAAUGGUGGAAUGUCUUUGCCUCAUGGAAACAGUUCUUUGGAACCUUCCCAACCAGUGGAUGAGCGUCUGAAAAACCUUGAGCCAAAGAUGAUUCAAUUAAUUAUGAGUGAGAUCAUGGACCAUGGCCCCCCAGUGAACUGGGAUGAUAUAGCUGGGUUGGAUUUUGCUAAAGCAACAAUUAAGGAGAUAGUUGUUUGGCCAAUGCUUAGACCAGAUAUCUUUACAGGGCUCCGUGGUCCACCCAAGGGAAUCCUUUUAUUUGGCCCCCCUGGAACAGGUAAAACUCUAAUUGGUAAGUGCAUUGCAUGUCAGUCAGGAGCUACUUUCUUUAGUAUUAGUGCUUCAUCACUGACUUCGAAGUGGGUUGGAGAGGGUGAAAAAAUGGUCCGUGCGAUGUUUGCUGUAGCACGCUGCCACCAGCCUGCAGUUAUCUUCAUUGAUGAGAUUGACUCUCUUUUAUCGCAACGUGUUGAUGGGGAGCAUGAUUCUUCUCGUAGAAUAAAAACUGAGUUUUUAGUGCAGUUGGAUGGUGCUGCUACUUCAGCAGAUGAUCGAAUUCUUGUGGUCGGAGCCACAAACCGCCCUCAAGAAAUAGAUGAGGCAGCUCGUAGACGUUUGGUCAAAAGACUAUAUAUCCCUCUGCCAGAAAGUUCAGCAAGGAGGCAUAUAGUAGUGAACCUGAUGUCUUGUGAAAACUGCUCCCUGAGCCAAGAGGAAUUGGAGCUAAUCAUUGAACAAUCUAAGGGAUUUUCAGGUGCUGACAUGGCUCAACUUUGUCGUGAGGCAGCCUUGGGGCCAAUUCGUAGCAUCCAUGUGGCAGACAUCUCUACUAUCACACGAGAACAAGUUCGUCCUAUUAAAUUCAUAGAUUUUAAAAAUGCUUUUGUAAAUGUUCGGCCCAGUGUCUCUGCAAAAGACCUGGAGCUAUAUGAAGAAUGGAAUAAAACUUUUGGCUGUGGUCGAUGACCAUUGCAAAGCUGUUCAGGACUGUAGGAGUGUUUUUUCGAAGUUUAUUAAAGAAAUUCUUUUGCUGAUACUUAUUUCCUUAUGCAUAUCCAAUAAAGUUGACUUUUACAGAUUAGGUACUUUGUAUAAGCUAUUAUAUUCAAAUCUGUUUAAACUGCUUUGUUCCAAAUGAUUAGUGUACUAUAAUUCAAAAUAUGGAAUCCUUUUACUCUUUGGUAAAUUUUGCACAAAAUGGUACCUCUGUAUGGUAUGUCAUUGUAAUCUUAUAACCAUAAGGAAAUACAGUGAAAAUAUUGAUGUAUGUGCAGUGGUUCAAUUGCAGGCCUAGCUUUCUGCUCUACAUUUUGACUAAAUAUUCCAUUGCAAUUAUCCAAAUGGGCACUAAUUUCAAUUCAAUAUGAUCACCUAUUUGAAAACUUUUGACAGUUUGGUGGUUCGUUUGUAUUUCAAAAGGGAAAAAUUUACAAAAAUGCUGGAGGAUUUGAAAUAAAUAUUUUGAUAUUUCUUCUAAUUAGUAAUUAGAAAUAAACAGUUCAAAGCCAGGGCAAUAGUAGACUAUUUUUCUUUUGUGCCAAAAAAUGGUUACUUAGCUGUGUAAAUGCUCUAUGUAACGUGUUUUUUGAUUUAUGAAUAUUCAUGAUUUGGUAUCACCCAUUCACUCUUUGGGAUAUGGCUUUGAUUUAUUCAACUAAUUUUCAAUCUUAGAAAUGCUGCACAACUCUGCUGUAAAUACAUGGUUUUAAAAUGUCCAUAUUACAUUUGUUCCAGCUAUUUUUGAUUUAUAAAAUUUUGCUAAAUAAAACAUUAU